Octodon degus (degu) is the source of this 1015-nucleotide messenger RNA. RefSeq names its product transmembrane protein 92 (gene Tmem92). NCBI's taxonomy places the organism in Eukaryota, Metazoa, Chordata, Mammalia, Rodentia, Octodontidae. Gene Ontology annotation, cellular component: nucleoplasm. Bases 23 to 541 code for a protein of 172 amino acids. The transcript has 6 exons. The record is from RefSeq and is a predicted model, not a curated record.
UCAGUGCGCCGCCGGGGUCAGGAUGUCCGACGGCAGGGUCCCGGGCCUCGGGCCCACCCUGCUGCUCACACUGCUGUGCGGCCUUCUCUGGACCAGCGCUUGGGAGACUUCAUCCAAGGCCAAGUGUCGCUUUUUAACCUGCCCUAAAGGAUACGAGUGCUGUGAAGAGGGAUGCUGCCCCAAGUCUUUCUUCAUGAGCCCCCUGAGGAACUUCCUCAUCUGCCUCUUUGUCAUUGUGCCCAUCCUGUGCUGCUGCGGUAUGGCUAAGCACUUCUGCAUGAAGCGCUACCACAGAGCGCUACAGCAGGGCCAAGAGGGGGCUCACCCGCAGCCCCCAAGCCCAGCCGCCACUGCCUCCCCAGAAGAGAUCCAGGCAGCCAUCUUCGGGCCCCCUCCCCCCUACAGUGAGGUGUUUCCGAAGCCCACCCUGUCCCCACCUCCCAUGGAGCCCCCACCUCCCUACAGCCUCAGGCCUGAGGACCACACCAGCAUGCAGGGUGGCAUCGACAACCUGGCCUCUGACCUGGCACUUCACCGGUGACCCUCGGAGCAAGCCAGGGACAACUGGGACUCCCGAAGAUGCUGUUUCAGCAGGGAAAAGCACUCAAAGCCCAAGGACAAAGAAGUGAUGGGUAGGGGCCGGGAGAUAGCUCAGUAGAAUAAGCACUUGCCAAGGGCCUCAGUUUAAUCCCUGGUUCCUCCAUUAAAAAAAAAAAAAAGUGAUGGGUCCGGCCCAUGUGGACAGUGACUGAUUCACCAUGGCGUCUCCACAAGGCAGCAGUGAGCCCGGAACAACUACCGCCUCUUCUUGCCAGCACUCCCUUCAUCCAGCGAGCCAAGAUGAUCUACCUCCAGGACGAUCUCCAAUGAGCGCUCACAACGUCAUCACCUCACUUCCCAGGGUCCCGCCCCCUUUAGGAACCUAUAAAUACAGCUGCCCUCCACUGGUUGGGCCCCGAGAGUUCCCGUGUCUUCCCCAGCAGGCCUCCCGUGUCCGCAAUAAAAGUCUCUUUUA